Messenger RNA from Argiope bruennichi, 982 nucleotides. Its product is annotated as transmembrane protein 205-like. The record is from RefSeq and is a predicted model, not a curated record. The coding region runs from base 135 to 938 and encodes 267 amino acids. NCBI's taxonomy places the organism in Eukaryota, Metazoa, Arthropoda, Arachnida, Araneae, Araneidae. The transcript is spliced from 4 exons.
GACUCGGUCUUUAAGAGAAAUCGUCUGCUACGAAAAAUUCCACUUCCGUUCGUACUGGAACAAUACGACGUACUUAGUUGUAGUUAGCUGUACGGGAAGUUCUCGCAAAAUAUUUAUACAGGCGUUCUAAAGAGAUGACUAAAAACCAAAACGUAAAUGACUCUUUAAUAGGUUUUGCAUCGUGGAUGAUAUCGAAUUUGUCAAUGCAUCCCCAAAAGAUUCCUCCUCAGUGCAGGAGAAAAACUAUUCCCGCAUCGAAUCUGAUCAAAAAGAAAUUCAUACCAGCCAGGUUUGAGUGGCUGUUUCGUCUCCCACAGCCAGCCCAUUUCUUCACCCUGGUGACCUCCCUGUACCUUGGGUUUCUGUUUUUCCCCCGAGAAAAUCGUUUGGCACCCGAACAGCCUUCAACUUUCACAAGCCUUAUGUAUGUGGCCUGUUUCGCAAUGCAUUUCGGGACGCAAUUCUGGAUGACCUUUGCCUCAGGUCUCGUGUUGUUCUUCUCCCUGCCCCGCCACAUCUUCGGCAAGGUGCAGAAAUGCCUGUUCCCCAAGUACUUCAUGCUGAAUUCAAUGCUGUCAGCGAUCACGUUGGCGCUCUUCAUUCUCCACCAUCCCUCUGCUGCCCAAGGAGAACUCAAAGUACAAAUGUGGACACUUCUAAUAUGCUUCUUGAGUGAGUUCAGUGCUAGGCUGUACAUUGUUCCAAACUUACUGGACGCAAUGGAGGAGCGCAUGACCCUUGAAGAAAACGCCGGAGUCGGCAUGGAAAUCGGAUACCACAAUCCCGGACCUUUAGCCUAUUGCCCACACUACACCAAAGUAAACAAGCGCUUCAGAAUGUACCACGGCAUCUGCGCAUGCGCCAACAUCCUCUCAAUGGCCUGCAGUACACUUCAUUUGUACUUCCUGUCUACAAAGUUGCGAUAUGCACUAACUUAGAUGAAAUAAAAAGCUACUUAGAUUGUAGAAUUUUCAUCCUUUCA